AUGCAUUCCAAUUACGUCUCAUCAAAUAACCUCAAUGAAGAAUUACUCAAAAUAAACUCGCAUUCACAUUCUAAAGUAAACAAGACAACAAAAAGCAGAACCUACGUAACAUUAGCAUGCACAAAUUGUCGUAGCAAAAAAGAAAAAUGUUCUGGAGGAAAGCCAUGUGAAAAUUGUCGUAAACGUGAUAGGGAAUGUGUAUAUGAGAAAUCAGAUAAAAAAAGAGGACCUAAACCUAAAUCAGCCAUUACACCUAUUAUUACUCCUAAGCUUUUUAAUUUAUUAAACCAUGAACCUGCUGUUCCCU
Molecule: messenger RNA, 307 nt
Organism: Dentiscutata heterogama
Lineage: Eukaryota; Fungi; Glomeromycota; Glomeromycetes; Diversisporales; Gigasporaceae
Source: the annotation of a GenBank genome assembly